Messenger RNA from Penicillium maclennaniae, 219 nucleotides. RefSeq lists its product as uncharacterized. The transcript has a single exon. NCBI's taxonomy places the organism in Eukaryota, Fungi, Ascomycota, Eurotiomycetes, Eurotiales, Aspergillaceae. Bases 1 to 219 code for a protein of 72 amino acids. The record is from RefSeq and is a predicted model, not a curated record.
AUGGCGGAGAACAGCCAUGUUAUAAUCAGCUAUACUCUGGAACAGGAAGGGGCCAGGUUGAGCUUCCUUAUUGUGACAGGAAACAUCUCCGCGAUCCGGAGCAACUUCCGCGCCCAGAGCGUGGUCGGUGGAGCUCCGAGAGAGCGCCCGACAUUGGUUCGUGGAGAGCGGCUGCAUGGCCCGUUCACCGUCGAUUUACGGUUGGACCAAGGUUCCUGA